Messenger RNA from Aspergillus oryzae RIB40, 2070 nucleotides. Its product is annotated as 1,4-alpha-glucan branching enzyme GLC3. Gene Ontology annotation, cellular component: cytoplasm. Lineage: Eukaryota; Fungi; Ascomycota; Eurotiomycetes; Eurotiales; Aspergillaceae. The transcript is spliced from 8 exons. The record is from RefSeq and is a predicted model, not a curated record. The coding region runs from base 1 to 2070 and encodes 689 amino acids. Gene Ontology annotation, molecular function: cation binding; hydrolase activity, hydrolyzing O-glycosyl compounds; 1,4-alpha-glucan branching enzyme activity. Gene Ontology annotation, biological process: glycogen biosynthetic process.
AUGGGUACCUCCCAAGCUGUGGAUAGCUCCCCGCCGGAUGGUACAGGUGUCAUACAGCUGGACCCUUGGCUGGAGCCUUUUCGUGAUGCUUUGAAGCAGAGGUUUAGUUUCAUCGAAGGCUGGGUGAAGGCCAUCAAUGAGACAGAAGGAGGUCUUGAAACGUUCAGCAAGGGUUACGAGAGGUUUGGCCUCAACGUUCAAUCCAAUGGUGACAUUAUAUACAGAGAAUGGGCUCCAAAUGCUGUGCAAGCACAAUUGGUCGGAGAAUUCAACAAUUGGGAUGUGACGGCCCACCCAAUGACAAAGAAUGGCUUUGGCGUCUGGGAGGUUACGGUGCCAGCAGUUAACGGCGCUCCAGCUAUUCCCCACGAUAGCAAAAUCAAGAUAUCCAUGGUCAUCCCCAGUGGAGAGCGAAUCUAUCGGAUCCCAGCGUGGAUCAAGCGUGUGGUGCAAGACCUCAGUGUGUCACCUACAUAUGAGGCGGUCUUCUGGAAUCCUCCAACCGAAAAACAAUAUAAGUUUCAGUAUUCCCGCCCUAAGAGGCCUGAAAGUCUACGGAUCUAUGAGGCACAUGUGGGAAUUUCAUCACCAGAAACUAAAGUCGCAACUUACAAAGAGUUCACUUCCAACAUGCUCCCUCGGAUUAAAUAUCUGGGGUACAAUGCAAUUCAACUAAUGGCCAUCAUGGAGCACGCUUACUACGCCAGCUUCGGAUACCAAGUCAAUAACUUCUUCGCAGCGAGCAGCCGCUAUGGUACGCCUGAAGACCUGAAGGAGCUCGUCGAUAAAGCCCACAGCAUGGGACUAGUGGUGCUCCUCGAUGUCGUCCACAGCCAUGCGUCGAAGAACGUGCUUGAUGGAUUGAACAUGUUCGACGGUACAGACCACCUAUACUUCCACGGCGGUGGGAAGGGUCGACAUGAGUUGUGGGACAGUCGCCUAUUUAACUACGGCCAUCAUGAGGUUCUGCGCUUCCUUUUGAGCAACUUACGCUUUUGGAUGGAAGAGUAUGGCUUUGAUGGUUUCCGCUUCGAUGGUGUCACAAGCAUGCUUUACACCCAUCAUGGGAUUGGAACAGGCUUUUCUGGGGGGUACCAUGAGUACUUCGGUUCUUCUGUCGAUGAAGAAGGUGUGAUGUAUCUAACUCUUGCUAACGAAAUGCUCCAUAACCUCUAUCCCAAUUGUAUCACAGUAGCGGAAGACGUCUCUGGGAUGCCGGCACUCUGUCUACCACACUCCCUGGGCGGAGUUGGCUUUGACUACCGCCUCGCCAUGGCCGUCCCAGACAUGUAUAUCAAGCUCUUGAAAGAGAAGAAGGACGACGAGUGGGACAUAGGAAACCUAUCCUUCACGCUGACGAACAGACGCCAUGGCGAGAAGACGAUUGCCUACGCAGAAAGCCACGAUCAAGCGCUUGUUGGCGAUAAAACCCUCAUGAUGUGGCUAUGCGACAAAGAAAUGUACACACACAUGUCCGUGCUAACAGAAUUCACACCCAUCAUCGAACGAGGCAUGGCCUUGCAUAAGUUGAUCCGAUUAGUCACACAUGGUCUCGGAGGUGAAGGCUACCUCAACUUCGAAGGCAACGAGUUCGGACACCCGGAAUGGCUUGACUUCCCCCGAGAUGGAAACAAUAACUCCUUCUGGUAUGCACGACGUCAGCUAAAUCUGACCGAAGACCAUCUUCUGCGGUAUAAAUUCCUCAAUGAUUUCGACCGUGCGAUGCAAUUGACAGAAGAAAAAUACGGAUGGCUCCAUUCGCCACAGGCAUAUGUCAGCCUAAAGAACGAAACCGACAAGGUCCUCGUCUUUGAGCGGGCUGGUCUUCUCUGGAUUUUCAACUUCCACCCAACCAAUAGCUUCACCGACUACCGUGUUGGGGUCGAGCAAUCAGGCACGUACCGUAUCGUCCUCGACACCGAUGACCCAGCAUUCGGUGGUCUGAACCGCAAUCUUAAGGAGACACGGUUUUUUACCACCGAUUUAUCGUGGAAUGGCCGGAGCAACUUCCUCCAAGUCUACAUCCCUACCAGGACCGCACUAGUCCUGGCCUUAGAGGAAACGCUGUAG